CGAAUAUGCAUUUUGAAUCAUCCAUACAAAUUGCCCAACGUUUAAAUCGUACGGUAGUCUUGCCAAAUGUUGGCGGAUCAAGAAUGCAUGUAUGUCGACCAUUCCCAUUUUCAUUUUAUUAUGAUAUAGAUGGAUUACAACAAAUCUUUCCUACAGUACAAUUUAUAACUCAACAAGAUUUUAUGAAAUGGACGAAAGAAUUAGAAGAAAAACCUGAUACAUUUCAUGCUCAUAUUGCACCAAGAGGAAAACCAUUUUUUGUUGAAAAUGAAGAACCUAAAAUUAAUUAUUUAAAUAAUAGUGAAUGUUUAAUUUAAAAUUAAAUUCUAAUAUAACAUUUAAAAGAAUUUAUUUAGGUGUAAAUGUUUU
Rhizophagus irregularis DAOM 181602=DAOM 197198 is the source of this 369-nucleotide messenger RNA. RefSeq lists its product as uncharacterized. NCBI's taxonomy places the organism in Eukaryota, Fungi, Glomeromycota, Glomeromycetes, Glomerales, Glomeraceae. The record is from RefSeq and is a predicted model, not a curated record.